UCAGUUUGUUAAAGUGGUUCGACGGCCGAUGUACUCGAGAAUUUCAAAGGAUAUUCGCAAGUGUUUAAAUACUUCACUUUAACUUGGUUUAUAUUCAGCCAUCUAGUGUUUACUUCGCUACAUCCUACUUAAAGCGCCACCCAACAGUUUAACAGUCAGUGUGAUUAAAGACAUGCAUCGAGCAUCAACAAAGUGAAGAUGGAAAAACAAGAACAUAAACCUGAGUUCGCACCAUUUAUACGCGAAGAUCACUUCGAAAAGAAUGACAAGGAGAAACCACACAAGGAUGUCGCCUGUGGGUUUGGCAUAUUCAAAGGACCUUUUCUACAAAGGUUUGCGACAGAGAAAAUGUAUGUGCUCAUCUAUGGCUUGGGAGGAUGUUUGUUGUCGAUGAGUCUGGCAUACUUUAGUGGCACAAUAACGACUAUGGAGAAGCGCUAUAAGAUACCCACUAAAAUGUCUGGAGUGAUUUUAGUGGGCAACGAUAUAAGCAUGAUGAUUACAUCGGUAGUCGCAGGAUAUUACACACAUAGAGCACAUCGACCACGUUGGAUUGCUUUCGGAUUCUUUACGAUUGUCGUAUUCUGCGUGAUGACAAGUUCGCUGCAUUUUAUAUAUGGACCUGGCGAAGAUUCUCUGAAGUUAACACGAGAAUAUGGUGGAUUCCAGAACUUGACUUCCAACGGAACAAAUACACAAACUGCUCAAAAGCUGUGCAUGAAAGAGGAGCCGGGUUGCAUCGUAGAGGAUGGCAUCUGGGUACCGCAAGUGAUGCUGUUUGCCGGCCAGUUCAUCUCCGGCAUUGGCGUGGGACUCUUCUGGAGUGUGGGUGUUGCCUACAUGGAUGACAACACCUCCAAGGCCAAGUCGCCAGCGUUGCUCAGUGCAACUGCAUUCCUGCGCAUGCUGGGUCCUGCCAUUGGUUACUCCUUGGCCUCGGUUUGCCUUCGCAUGUACAUCGAUCCCAGUCUGGAGCCACUGAUUAAGCCAGGAGAUCCCAGAUGGAUAGGCGCCUGGUGGCUUGGUUGGCUCGUCUUAGCAGCGGUUACAUUCAUCAUUGCCUUCCUAAUGUUUCUGUUUCCCAAGGAGCUGCCCAGCUCCAAGGCCAGACGUCUGAAGAUGGAGCUGGCUGGUGAACAUGAUCCCAAUGCACACAAGGAUCUCUCGGUGGGCGACAUGCUGAAGUCUGUCAAUCGUUUGUGCCGCAACAAGGUGUUCAUGUACAACACCUUCGCCUCCAGCUUCUACUUGUUCGGCUACUUGGCGUACUGGAUCUUUACGCCCAAAUACAUCGAGACACAGUAUCGCCAAUCGGCGGCAACUGCCACAUUGGCCACUGGAUCUGUGGCACUCACCUUUUCUGCCAUCGGAGUACUGCUAUCUGGUUAUGUGGUGUCCAAGUACAAGCCAAGUGCACGCUCUAUGGCUGCUUGGAAUGCUAUAGUCGACUUCUUGACGGUGGCUGCUGUGGUGGGCUAUAUAUUCAUUGGCUGUGAGGGCAGCGAUCAACUGAGUUCAAUGGCAACUACUGGAGAUAGCUGCAGUGCAUCUUGCCACUGUGAAUAUGUGCACUAUGCGCCAAUCUGUAGUCCCAACAAUGUCACCUACAUCUCUGCUUGUCACGCCGGCUGCACGGGCAGAGGUAAGGAUACCCUCGGACGUCCUUUGUUCACAGGCUGCAGUUGCAUUGCUGCCUCCAAUACAACCGAAUAUGAUCUCUCCCAUUUGCAGACGGCAGUUGAUGGCGCCUGUCCAGUGGAUUGCACCAAACAGUUUUAUAUUUUCCUGGCCGCCAUGUGCUUCCUCAAACUCAUCGGUGCCUCCAGCAAGUCAACCAAUGUACUGAUUACCCUCCGUUGUAUUCUGCCAGCGGACAAGAGUUUAGCCAUGGGACUCACUGGCAUGGCGGCAUGUCUGACAGCUCUAAUACCGAGUCCAAUUUUCUUUGGUUGGCUCCUGGACAAGUACUGUUUGGUGUGGGGCAAGACGUGCAGCAAUAAAGGCAAUUGUUGGCUCUACGAUACGCAAUCAUUAAGAUACACGUUUAAUUUAGUGUCUGCGUUUUUCAUAUUUUUCGGCGGUGUUUUAAAUAUUGCUGUUUGGCUUAAUGCCAAGGAUCUUAAGGUGUUCGACGAGGUCACACAGGAGAAGGAGAAACCAGAUGGCAACUAUGAUGAUUAUAGCAAACUCUCAAUAACCGAUGUGAUUAAAGCCCCAGUGGAACAGCCCUUGGAAGAGCUUUAAUCAUCAUCAUUAUCAGAUAAUGUUAAUUUUUGGCAUUCUAGAAUUUAUUAGAACUUAUAAGAGACUGUACUGUGUACUUUAUUCAUUAUUUACUGUGUUGAUACUG
Molecule: messenger RNA, 2350 nt
Organism: Drosophila albomicans
Lineage: Eukaryota; Metazoa; Arthropoda; Insecta; Diptera; Drosophilidae
Product: solute carrier organic anion transporter family member 74D-like
Exons: 7
Coding region: 199-2244 (681 amino acids)
Biological process (GO): transmembrane transport; sodium-independent organic anion transport
Cellular component (GO): membrane
Molecular function (GO): protein binding
Source: RefSeq, a predicted model, not a curated record